Messenger RNA from Mercurialis annua (annual mercury), 1813 nucleotides. RefSeq lists its product as uncharacterized. The transcript is spliced from 8 exons. NCBI's taxonomy places the organism in Eukaryota, Viridiplantae, Streptophyta, Magnoliopsida, Malpighiales, Euphorbiaceae. The record is from RefSeq and is a predicted model, not a curated record. Bases 38 to 1282 code for a protein of 414 amino acids. Gene Ontology annotation, molecular function: metalloendopeptidase activity; ATP binding; ATP-dependent peptidase activity. Gene Ontology annotation, biological process: proteolysis.
GCUCUAAAAGGAGUUGCCACAGCAGUUUUGUUCGCCAAUGGAUGUUUUAGCUUCUUCUUCCUGCUUGCACCUCCAAAAAUUCCCGCACUUUGCAUGUUCCCAUUAUUUAUUUUCAGCUAAAACUCCAUUCCCCUCUACUAAGAAACCGAAAACCAUCACAGGAGCUUUAAAAGAAUGGCGCGACUACGAGGAAGCUGUCAAGCGCAAGGACCUCGCCAGAGCUCUCAGGUUCUUGAAAUCAAAAGAAACCGAGAAAAAAACCAACACUGCUAAUAACGAAGAUAAUUCGAUUAACGGGUCUUUAUCUACCGGGUCUGGUAUCAAUGAAUUGAGAUGGUUUGAUGGGUUGGACCGGAAUUGGGAGAUUUUGGAUACUUGUUUGAAUGCGGAUGAUAUGAGACUCGUUGGCAGUGCUUAUAAUUUUCUUCAGAAUAGAGGGUUGUUGCCCAGUUUUGGAAAAUUCACCAGCAUUGUCUUAGAGGGAACUAGAGAUGUUACACCAUCUGUAUUCAAGUCUUCAACAGGUUUAGAAGUGGCAAAAUUUGCUCCGAAGAAAUGGGGUCUUUCGGGAAGCUCUCAGUUCGCACUGCUUGCCUUUAUGGGUGGAGCAAAUUAUCUUCUGUCACAAGGGAUUGAGAUUAGGAUUAACCUUGCACUCGUAUUAGGAUUCGCGUUUAUGGAUUCUGUUUUCCUUGGCGGCACUUGCUUAGCUCAAAUCUCGAGUAUUUGGCCUCCAUACAGGCGUCGUAUUUUAGUUCAUGAAGCUGGUCAUCUUCUGGUAGCAUACCUUAUGGGUUGCCCAAUUCGUGGUGUGAUUUUAGAUCCAAUUGUUGCCAUGCAGAUGGGCAUUCAAGGCCAGCUGUUGGAAUUAAGGGGCCCUUUCAUUCAGAUGAACGUGAUGCUACUUUUUACAUUAGCAGGAACUCAGUUUUGGGAUGAAAAGAUGAGUACCGAACUUGCUGAUGGACGACUCAGUGGCACGACCUUUGACAGGUACUGCAUGGUGCUUUUUGCUGGCAUUGCAGCCGAAGCUCUUAUUUAUGGCGAGGCCGAAGGUGGAGAAAAUGAUGAAAAUCUAUUUAGGAGUAUCAGCGUUCUUCUGCAGCCUCCAUUAUCUGUAAACCAGAUGUCAAAUCAAGCAAGGUGGUCAGUUAUGCAGUCUUACAAUUUGCUAAAAUGGCAGAAGCAUGCUCAUAGAGCUGCUGUCAUAGCUCUUGAAAGUGGUAGUAGUUUGAGUGUCGUCAUUAGGAGUAUUGAGGAAGCUAUGACUUCUGGUAAAUGAGAUAUAUUUAUAUGCUGGGAAAAUAUUGGUUUUAUAUUUCCUUGACGAUAGAGCAAGAGGAUGUAUGGCUGAAGAAGAUUCGAGUCAAUCCGACUUUCAUUAGGCAUUUAGUGCAUGUGCUGCUGCUGCUCAUCACCUAACUUCCCGAUUCCUGAUUUCUGAUUAAAGUACAUCUAUCUUCACUAAUCGGCUAUACCGUGUUGAUGAUAUAUUGUCGUCCCAGUCGACUUAUCCAAGGAAACAUAUGCAAUAUAGGCAGACACUACAGGGAGCGUUGACAGAAUCUUAUAUGCAGCUGACCUUAAUCCAGGGAUUCUUCCAACUAUUUGCAGAGAGUCCCGAGUUUGAAUCAUGUUUGAAUAUUUAUCCAAUUCUUAGCUUCAAAUAAGAAAUUCUCAGCAUAGUUAUUACAGUUUACCUGAUGGCGUCUACUAUCCGAGUGAUGUUUAACUGUGUUGUAUCUUGAUGAUUAUUGUCAACUAGACUGAAGAAAUCAAUGAUAAUUACAAAUAUAUAAUUUUGAGAUUGCAA